Carassius auratus (goldfish) is the source of this 1476-nucleotide messenger RNA. Its product is annotated as glycine-rich cell wall structural protein 2-like. Gene Ontology annotation, cellular component: extracellular region. The record is from RefSeq and is a predicted model, not a curated record. The transcript has 3 exons. Gene Ontology annotation, molecular function: peptidase inhibitor activity. The annotation marks the transcript as partial. Lineage: Eukaryota; Metazoa; Chordata; Actinopteri; Cypriniformes; Cyprinidae.
CAGUUAUCUGGCUAUGGAUUACAAGUUAAUCAGUCCUGUGCUGCGGGUCAGUGUUUAAUGGUCGCUAGGUGGCGCUACAAACACAUCAGUCCCUCACAACUAGUUUACAUUUAAAGAACUAACAUCAUAUUCUCAUAUUCAUAACAGUUACAGCUGCUUUUAAUAUCUGUCCCCGUUUAGAGAAUUCAGAGUAAAUAUUAACACCGUGAACUUAUUAAUAUAUAUUUUAAUUCUUGUACGGUAUCACAACAUGACCGCUGUACCACCUGACCACUGCAGAUUCAUUUCGCAGUUGAUUGUGUUGCCGUAGAAAAGCACAAUCCUCUCGUAAUUAGGCUACCUUAAUUAUUAUGACAUGGCUUGAAUGCAGCAUUCAGCUCAUCCAACCCCCAUCAAACACACCUGAACAAGCUAAUUAAGGCCUUCCAGACUACUGGAAAGCUACAGGCAGGUGAGCUUGAUCAACGUUGGAAUUGAUCUCCUUGGAUUUUUUAGGAACCCAUUUUACACAGAGUUUGCUACUGCAGCAACACGUGUUGGUUUAGCUUUGUGUGCUUCUUCUGACGCACAAAUUCAGGGCCUUUUCCAGCAGAGUUUGUUGUGAGAUCACAGGUCGGGAGGAUGACCGCUCGAGUGGAUUUCUCGUUGAUUGCUGCUUUGUUGUAUCUGUUCGGAUACUUGAGCAUCGCUCAUGCUAUUCAAAGACGUAACACAGUGAAGCCGGGUCAGUGUCCCUUACCAGAGAUGAUCCCACUGUGUGCUGAAAGCUGUUUCCAUGAUGGCCAGUGUCCUGCCACACAGAAGUGUUGCCCAACUACCGGUGGCUUUGCAUGCAGCGAACCACGUGGUCAGGGAAGAGGUCAGAUGAGCUGUCAGGGACAUGGACCGGGCCAGGGCCAGGGCCAGGGAAGCGGUCAGGGACAAGGCCAGGGUCAAGGACAGGGCCAGGGAAGCGGUCAGGGACAGGGUCAGGGACAGGGCCAGGGCCAGGGCCAGGGCCAGGGACAGGGCCAGGGCCAGGGCCAGGGCCAGGGCCAGGGACAGGGCCAGGGACAGGGCCAGGGACAAGGCCAGGGCCAGGGCCAGGGACAAGGCCAGGGCCAGGGACAAGGCCAGGGCCAGGGCCAGGGCCAGGGCCAGGGCCAGGGACAAGGCCAGGGUCAGGGCCAGGGUCAGGGACAUGGUCAGGGUCAGGGUCAGGGUCAGGGACAAGGCCAGGGUCAGGGACAAGGCCAGGGCCAGGGACAAGGACAGGGUCAGGGACAGGGCCAGGGAAGCGGUCAGGGACAAGGACAGGGCCAGGGAAGCGGUCAGGGACAAGGACAGGGCCAGGGAAGCGGUCAGGGACAAGGUCAGGGCCAGGGAAGCGGUCAGGGACAAGGCCAAGGACAGGGACAAGGACAGGGACAAGGACAGGGCCAAGGCCAAGGCCAAGGCCAAGGCCAAGGCCAAGGCCAAGGCCAGGGUCAGGGACAG